AUGUCAAUUGAGACCGACAUGCCUCCGGAUGCGAUAUCAAAAAAAUCCAUACUAGUCAAUUUCAUUUGUAGUAUCCUACUUCGCUCGGCUCCGGAUGCUGUCCCUAUCUGCGAGGCGAAAUAUAUACUCCCGAGAGACCCGACCUGCCCGUACCAUCCGUUGUCCAAGUUCACGAGGAAGGCGGCAGUUGCUGAUCUGAUUGAAACCGCACCCGUCUCAGAAGGUUCACGAGACUCCCUUCCCAACCAGGCUCCGGCUCCUCAGACAUGGGAACCAUGGGAGUUGGAUAUCCCCGGCAGGAUGGAGAGAUUCUUUGAUGAAGGGGAAGAGGAAGAGUCUGACGGCGACUCCAUGCCAGUGCGACAAAAUCCGCUGCUGAACAGGCAUCUUCUCUCUACACCGGUGCCGUCAGACGAGGUUUUCCUACCAUUUCUAUGUGUCUCUGAGCAGGAUAGUAUAUUCGAUCUUCUUUCUAGUGCCUUGUAUCAGCGGGUGGGGUGCGGAUUCAAGACGCCACUUGUGGGCCUGACGUAUCAUUAUGGGUCGCCUGCGGUACAGCUUCUUGUGGCUUGGCUCGAAGAUGAAGAUACAGAUACAUCCAAUGGGCGCUUGCCUGCUGUACACGUUGCAUGUGAAGGUUCUUCUGGGCUCGGAACGCCACACAGCCUUUUCAAUUUGUGUGACCCGCUGGAUGCCUUGAGGCUGGCAUCUCUUCUUAUUUGCCUUCCGAAGUGUGUGUCUAGCCUGCGUGAACUUGGUGCGGGAGACUCGAGUCAACUUAACGUUGAGCCGCUGCCCUGGCGAUCAGACUUUUACCCGAUAGAGGACGGCUGUGACAAUUCAAACGAUUAUGUAGCUAAGAUAGCUGUGUGGGCAAAAGGCGUGGCUGAUGCUAUCGAUCCUGUGGAAAGGUAA
This is a messenger RNA of Gloeophyllum trabeum ATCC 11539, 915 nucleotides long. RefSeq lists its product as uncharacterized. Bases 1 to 915 code for a protein of 304 amino acids. The record is from RefSeq and is a predicted model, not a curated record. Lineage: Eukaryota; Fungi; Basidiomycota; Agaricomycetes; Gloeophyllales; Gloeophyllaceae. The transcript is spliced from 5 exons.